Molecule: messenger RNA, 7545 nt
Organism: Carassius auratus (goldfish)
Lineage: Eukaryota; Metazoa; Chordata; Actinopteri; Cypriniformes; Cyprinidae
Exons: 17
Coding region: 377-5380 (1667 amino acids)
Cellular component (GO): cytoskeleton
Molecular function (GO): protein binding
Source: RefSeq, a predicted model, not a curated record
AGGGAGGGGUGGAGUCAGUGGCCGAAGAGAGGCUCUCUGCGUUCAGAUGGAGGAUUAAGCUGGUCCCUACCCUGACAGCAUCCAGCACCGAUACACAGCCCAAACAUCAUCCUACACCUGUGUCCCGUCUGUAUCUACCGGGUCCUGCUCCCUUCAUCCCGUGCUGGCUCUCCAUCGCCGGACCGCACCGGUCCACAGCCCCGGACCGGACCGGUGUCCUUUCAAACCACGAGAUCAGUUCUCAUUGGUCCUGAUGGUCGUGAGGGCCCGUUUCCGCCACCUCUCAACCAGUCCACACAAGAGAGAUGUGACAUCCAAUCACACGCUGAGAUUUCUGGAUUCUGGAGCUGUUCGGACACAAGCCACACCCAGUUAGAUGGAGGAGCGAGAGAGAAGCAGAAGUCGAUCUCCAGGGAGAGUCGGUCGGGUGGAGCAGGUGGUGGGGAAAUGGCUGCGCCGUUCUCGAGGCUCUCUCAGCAGGGAGCGUAUUUUAGGAGGCAGGAGGUCGCGCUCCGGGGAUUCGGGCCAGCAGAACUUCCCUGUGAAGGUGACAGUGGAGGUGAUCAGAGACACGGUCCUGGACUCCCAUGGAUUCACUCUCUCAUCACAGCACCCCCUGCUGGUCAGGGACGUCACUCCAGGAGGCCCAGCAGACGGUCAGCUUUUUCCUGGAGAUCAGAUCCUAAAACUGAACAAUAAAGCCAUAGAAGAUAUUUCGCCUGAAAACGCGGAGCAGAUGAUUAGGGAUUGCCAGGAAUCUGUAACCAUGACAAUCCUCAGAAAUAUGGCGAAUCCUAAGUCUUCAUUCAUAACAGCAGAGAAGAGAGCUCGCCUGAGAAGAAACCCCGUUAAAGUGCGCUUUGCAGAAGAGGUGGUCGUCAACGGACACACUCAGGGAAACUCUCUUCUCUUCCUGCCCAACGUUUUGAAGGUGUACCUGGAGAACGGCCAGACCAAAGCCUUCAAAUUUAACAAGACCACCACUGUCAAGGAUAUCGUGUUGACUCUGAAAGACAAGCUGUCUAUUCGGUGUAUUGAGCAUUUCGCACUGGUGCUGGAACAGCAAUAUAACAUCACCAAACUACUGCUGCUGCAUGAGGAGGAGCUCAUACAAAAGGUGGUACAGAAGAAGGAUUCACAUGACUACAGAUGUCUGUUCAGAGUCUGCUUCAUUCCAAGAGACCCAGCUGACCUCCAGCAGGAUGAUCCUGUGGCCUUUGAGUACCUCUUUCAGCAGAGUGUGGGAGAUGUGUUACAGGAACGCUAUGCUGUAGAGAUGAAAUGUAACACAGCGCUGAGACUAGCCGCUUUGUACAUGCACGAGAAACUGGCAAGCUGUGGACAGACGACGAGAGCAUCUGUUAAGAGCGUUGUCAAGGAGUUUGGUUUAGAGAGCUUCAUCUCUCCCACUCUGCUGAGGAACAUGAGAGAGAAAGACCUACGGAAAGCUCUCAACUACCACAUGAAGAAGAUCCAGUCACUGCUAGAACCACAUCAGAAGGUGAUUUCUGUGUCUCAGGCCCGGUUGGCUUAUCUGACCCAGAUGGCGGAGCUGAUUUCAUACAGUGGGAGAAGCUACAAUGCCACCAUGCUGUUGCAGGACAGGGAGUCACUAGUGAGUUUGCUGGUGGGAGCGAGAUAUGGGAUCAGCCAAAUACUAAACCACCAGCUCAACAUGAUCUCCACCAUCAUAGACUUCCACUACAUCACCCGAAUAGAGGUGCUCUCAGAGUCCGACAGAGUCAGCAUGCUCAAGAUUUACCUGCAGGACAUCCAGCCAAUAGCCCUGUUAAUGGAAUCGGUAGCAGCUAAAGAUCUGGCCUGCCUCCUGGCUGGAUACUGCAAACUGCUGGUUGACCCCAAUAUCAAUGUGUUUCGCUGGGGACCCAGACCUAAAAUGCGACGCAUUCCAGCAGAAGAAGGGUAUAUUUAUCGGUGUGGGAGCGAUUCAGAAGACAGUUCAGAGGAUGACUAUGCCAUGGAGGGACUGCUAGACACCCUGUCAGAGGACACUAUGUCUACUCAUACAAAUGAUGGCACAGAGGAAGGAGAGGAAGCUGAGGGGAAAAGUGAAGCAGAGGCAGAAAAGGUUAGAGUGAUUGUAACGCAUCCCUUUUUAGAAGACGAAGGAGAUGAGGUGAGCAAGGGAGAGUCUAUUGGAGAUGAGGAAUAUGCCAUGAUGAUGGAUUCCCUUUUGGAGACAGGUUGGUACACGGACCCUCGAGUAAAUAGCAGCUUCUCCAGUUUGUCUAGUAACUCACUAAAUGCACUGGAGGAGAGUAUUAAGACAGCCAUUGGUGGGCUUGGCCAUAUGGAUGUGUCUCUGGAAGAGAAACCCAGUUCUGAUGCCUCAAGUCUGGAUGUCCACCACCCUUACCUCUUGGAGGUGCCAGAGCUUUUGGAUGAGAGCGGCAGUUCCAACAAACUCAGACGACCUUCAGACCUGACCUACAAUAAUCACUCAGUUCUGUGCUUCUCUGAGCUCUCUCAAAUGUCUGACAGCUUGCCAAGCCCACCUGUGGCCAACGACGAUGCUUUGAGUGAGGAUGAUGGAAGAGGAGACAGUGGAAAAGACGGUGGCAUCUCUGCCAUGUCAGCAGAAUUUGAGGCUGUGUUAGCCUCUUGUACCCCUAACAGCAUAAAUACUAAAUUAGCAGGAGUGAACUUUAAGGCACUCUUCACCCGGAUUCACAACCAUACAGAAUGUAGACAAGAGGGAAAAAGCUUCCCAAAGAAAAAGAUAAAUGAAACUAAACAACAGGGGCCAUCUUCAAAGUUAAUAGCACAAUCUGUGCUGAUGAGAGCUAUCUCCUUAAAUGUUCCUGAAAAAGCAAAGGACACAAGAGACAGUUGUUCAGAUUCUGAAGAUGAAUUUUUUGAUGCCCAAGAUCGAUUUACCCCUCCCAUCACAGAGCAAGGCCUCACAGAGGAAAGCUCAGAUUCUGAGAACAAACAACCUUCUUUUAGUGACAUUAAGGUUAGCGAGGACAAGAAGAAAACACCAGAAUCCAAAGACAGCAAAGAGAAGGACAGCACCACACCAGAGACCCUCAAAAAGAGACCUUCUCUUGCCAACCAUUUGACCCCUGCAUUUCCUGAGACUAAAAACCCUGAAUUGGAGGUCCAUCAGCCUCCAAUGACUUUUCUCUCGAAACUUACACCUGUGGAACCUAAAUCUUUCUCUACUAACCACUCCACCGGACAGAAAGCCCAGCACUGUAAUGGAGACAUCCCUGGUCGAAAUUCACAACUAUCAUCGCAGCUUCUAGAAAUGGAGCCAGACACCAUGGAGUUUAAACCAGUCACAGGGCCUGGACCACCAUUGUCUUCCUCAUUAAUAACAGCUGUACGCCAAGCUACCUUUCCCCAGCAAACCUUAGUAGACCCAGAGUCUGUUCAAAAUGGUCCGAGAUCACAAAAUGGAAUAACUGACCGGGUUUCAGACAGUCUAGAUAAAGAGACUACUCCAAAUAAUCUGGAUCUUGGGAGACCUGAUAGUCAACAUAUCAAGCCAAAUCAGAAAGAGCCAACAAAUGCCAACGGAACUGAAUUUGGGAAAAACACAUCAGACAGCAAGAGUCCUUUACAACAACAGUCAUCAGACGCUCUUAAAAUCAGAAAGUCAGAAAAUAAAGUUCCCCAGAGGAACACAAAGCCCCCAAUACCUCCCAAGCCAUCAUUCAUUGGUUUACAGACAUCCUUGAAGGCAGGUGAUGCUCAGUCACAAAAGCCUGAGGAAAAGACAAAAGUUCCCCCCAAUGGUCUUUCUCUACACCCCUGGACUCAGAGAAAUGGUACCAGUACCUCCUCACUCUCUACACUGAGUAAGGGUAUUUCUCUAAGUCAUGAGAACUUAAGAACUGAACUAAAGGCUGAAAGCUCUACAGUCAAACCUACAAGUGCUUCAACCACUCCUACCCCAUCUCCAUCUCCCUUACCUUCUCCUUCAGUUCACUCUAUAAAUAUUGUUCCUGAAGAUCAAACUGGAACUACCUUCCCCAGCAGAACAGGCUUAUCGGGACGUCUGUCUGCAACAGCCUUGCGGGGGAAAAUUCAAGAUAUGCCCUGGUACCUAACCCGCUCCCAAGAGAUCCUGGGGACAGUAGCACUCAGCAACACUAUUUCAUCAACCGGCAAUAUAGCAACCAUUGCAACAGAUGUGAAUCAUGAUUCCAAGAAGGUAUCUCCCAAAGCCACUUCAGUGCCAUCUUUGAUUGACUGGAAAGAGAAAGAUGCUGAAGUAGUUAUUGUGAAGCUAAAAGAUGGACCCGAGGAAGUGACCUCAACUCCUGUUAUAGACACUAACGGAAAACCUCCAACAUUGUCAAACCAUCCUGAUCUGAGGCAGAAAUCUUCCACAGAAGCUACCGAGUUGCACAGGCAUUUUGGGACCUGCAAGUCCGAACAGCCUCAGUCACACAAAGGUUACCCUUCAGAGAUUCAACUUGACAAUGCGUCCUCUCUAUCCUCAUCAAGUCCUUCCCAUCGUGAUGCAUGUGGCUGCCAUACAGUCUAUGCUAACUGUUUCAGUGGAGAUACAGAGGACAACUGCAGCUUUGAUGAUAAUCUGACUGUUUACGAGUUCUCCCGUCGAAACCGCAUAAGUAAACCACCACAACCCACCCCGGUUCCCACCCCUGCAACCCUCUCGUGUCCCUCACCAAAUGUUCUCUCCCUACUCAGAGAUUCCCCUCGUCCCCUAUCUUCAUCGUCAGAACUCAGUCCACUCCUGGUCCCACCCAGAGCUCUGGAAUCUCUGCAUCUAGACUUUAGACCAAUGAAUAAUCCGCUUAAUUUUUUGCAAGGCCACCGUUAUGUUACUGGUAACAAAGGUGCAGGCCUUAAAGACGGAUAUGCUUGUUUGCAGCGAGAUAUUGAUGAACUACUUAUGGUUUUGAAAAAAGGGCCUUCUGCAGUAUACCCUCCAACCCACAAGGGGGAAUGCGAAAAUGGCAAUGUGAAUGGGAAUUUGUUUUCAGAGACAGAGAGAUGCCUGGUUCAGGCGGAGGCACGGAAAUUGGCAUCAGGAUGUCAGAGAGCCACACGGGUUGGAUGGGCACCUGAUGAUGCUCUUCUGUCCCUUGGAAACAGCUUUGGAGCUCUAGUGCAACUUACCUCAACCUGCAUGCGAGUUCCUUGUGCGGACUGCGGAGGCUGUCAUGGGGAUAUUGAUGCAGAUGAGGCCCUAAGGAAGCUUGAGGAGAUUGUGGACCUGUAUAAGGAAUUUGUAGGAGCUGUAGAGACGACUAGAGAGGGCGAAGGUGUCAGGCUCUUAGCCAAGCAGUGUACUGUUCUCAUUUCAACCGUCUUCUCACUAACACAGUUGUUUCGGACACGGACACCAGACAUAGACAAUGGAAAUGUACCUCUGAACUUUUGAAUUUUUCCUUCCGGCACCCUCUUAAGGGAUUGUAGAGUGCGAGCAUAGAAUUGUACUUAAAGUAGCUAUGACUUUCUGGCAUCUAAAAACUGAUUGUGUGCUGGCACACAAGAAUAAUAGUAAGUGCCGUGAACGUACACACAGUUAGCAUCCUAACAUGUCAGAACUGUUAUGUGUUAACCUGUUUGUCUUGCCAAGUCUCCCUAUAAACGUACUGGAAUUAUGCAUUCAGACAUACAGUAGCUAUUUUCUAAAGUUUCUUUAAUUCCCGAUGUAUGUAUAGUCUGUAGUAUGUAUUUAUUUUUUUUGCAUACAGUAUAUGCGCACCGUGGUUUCUUACCUACUAUACCUGCAUUUAGUUUUUUUGGGUAAAUGUGAAUCCCUACCUCUUGCUCUAAUAACUGAGAUAAAGUGUUAUGAAAUUUCACCUGUUUUCAUGUUUAGUUUAGUCAUGCUGCUCUAACAGAUUGAAGGAACAAAGUGAAAAGACACUCCACUAACCCCAAACAAUAGAUGCUGGGACUAAGAAGCUCAAAAAUUUAUGCAGUAAUUUUUCACCGGACUAUCCAAAGGAUUUUCAUUUAAUUUUGUCUAUGAUAAUUUUCCAGCUGUAGAAUGAGAGUUGAUGGCAAUGGAAGUGCGGCAGUUUGGAUUUUUUUUUACCUGUAUGUUGGCGUGUCAAGUUUGGCUUUUGAUGUUAGUUUUUAUAUUGGCCUAUCAGCUGACUGUUAACCACAGAGAUCGGUCUGUCCAAAAACACAAUAGCACAAUUGGGGUAUGUUUACACAACAACGAUGUCACCACUUUACUGUAGCAUCCUGUAAAACUGAUCCCAAUGAUAGCCAAACCACACAAUUUGUCACUCAUCUGUAAUUUUCGACUAUGCAAGCAUCACAAUUUAUACCCAAUUUUUCUUACAUUUUAUACAUAUUAAUACAUGCAGAAUUUUCUAUUUGUUAUGACCCACUAAUAUCUUGCUUUAGAGCACAUCCCUGACAAGCCUAGGCCUUAUAUUUUAUCUUGGAAGAUUGUUGUGAAAUUUGUUGGACUGCAUUAUUUUGCGAAUGCACCAUAUAUUUAUUUUGCCUACUGUUUAUUCAAACAAAAGGUUCAGUUGGAAAUAUUUUUUCUUCCUCUUUUGUAAGUGGUGAACUGCACCAUAUUAUGUAUACAUUAAAUACUCAAGUGUAAAUUAUCUUUGAGUAAUGCCAGAAACAUACUCCAUGCAAGUAUGUGAACGCUUCUAGUGAAACCAGCUCGAUUUCAUUGUGUAAUACAUAAUGCAGUGCCUGUUGCCUCCUUGAGAGUUUGUUUGGAACUGCACAAUUGAAAUGCCUCACUCAAGCCUUCAAAUCUGCAUUUCUGAUCUAAGAAUUCCAAUUUUGGAUUUGGCUGUCAUAUUCACAAAAAUAUGAUUGAGGAGAUUAUCAAAGACUACACUUGGAACUUCGAGUAAUUGAGUCUUGAUUAUUCAUUUGGCCUUUGUUGCUGAUCUCAGACCAGUACUUUGUGGUAUUACAGCCAAGGAUGAAAAUUCUCACUGGCUGUUUCUAGAAAAGGUUUCAAAAGGCAACUUGCACCCAGAAUACAUUAAAAAAAAAAAUGUAUUGCCCAGAUCACAUUACAAAUUCAUGACAUCAUCCUUGAUCAGUUCUAAGUAACUUGACUUUAGAGAAGUGCUUCCAGAUGGCAAGAAUAUCACCCAUAUUGGACACAUCCCUCCCAACAAACACACUGCCAGAUCGUGGUUAAGUCAGAAAGAUAGUUUGCAUCAAGAGGAAAGUCAUGAGAAGGAAAGAGACAAAUAUCUGUAUCUUAUUCAGUCUUUUCACAGGAACAAUUUUCAUAUCAUACUAUCAGAGAGCAAACAUAUUUCUGUAUUAAAAUCUUCUUGUCAAAUGAAGGAUGACAAAGACUGCCAUUGCAUUUGUACCAACUCUGAAGUCGGUACUGCUCGUAAAGACCUUAUGUAUUGAGACAUGUUGUAUGCAGAUUAUUGUGUUUCAAAGUGCACCAAAUAAAAUAUGAAUUGUGGCUUUACGUGAAUAUUGAGGCAAACACCUGAAUGAAAUGAGAAGAGACGAUUGAGAGUAUGUUUUGCAUCCCCUCUACUGUGUUCAUGAUAAUAAAGGUUUGAUUUCAAAUGACAAAUGUUAUGGAACUAA